AUGACUAAUUCACCACCAGCAAGAAUAUCUUCUCCCACUUUAUUCCCACCGACCAUCACUAAUUUCAAAGGGAAAGACAUUACGUUUUAUCCUACUCCUCCACCUUCGCCGAAUUUGGAUCAGAUCGAUUUAAGUCAAGUGGUUGUCGAAAAAGGUAAAAAAACGGUCAGUAGCGGUGAAGUUGAAAUUACGAUUGAAACGAUCGAUAGCGGGAUUUUUAAGAAAGAUUGGACGUCAUCGUCGAUUCCGGUAAAUAACACAAGUACUACUACUGUUCCUAUACAAUUCAAACCGGAUGAACACAACGACUUUGUCAAUUCAAGUAUUUCAAGUGAAGGAAAUAACUCUAUUGGAAUAAAUGGACCAGAUGAAUCUGUUAGAUUAGACGGAAAGAACAACGUCAUUGUGAAUCUUCCCAUUACCGACCAUACAUCUAGCGCAACUGGACCCGACCCACUUGGUGGAGACAACUACGAUACAUCAAGUCUAAGGUCGCGUGACGAAAUAGGAAAACAAACUUUCUAUUCCGCUUCUUUAGGUCAAGAUUCCGGUAUCCCCAACUUGAAAAUCAUCCCCAAAGAAAACCUCUCCGCGUCAAAACACACAGACACCAAGCCGGAGUCGGUAAAUUCCAAAGUGGAUGUUGAAGAUCAUACCAAUCCUUCUGACCACAGCAACGACGUUUCCACCAUUGACCAUUGGUCUAUGUCAAAUCCUGGUCUUUCGAACUUUUCUUCACCAGCUUCCGUACCCACAUCUACACUAGUCACCCCACAAACCCCAAGUCAAGGUGCUUUUGACGACUUCUUUACUGGUCUUUCUUACAUCUCUUCCACCGAUCUCACAGAAGAAGAAUCAACAUCGAAGUCUAUCCCUAUCUUUUCUAUCGAGUCAGAGACAACACCCACUUCCACGCUUAACACCAGUGUCUCACGUCAACACCGUUUGGGGACAAGUCAAUCGAUUACCAAUCUACGUUUGACAGCGCCCACUUCGUUGCUAGGAGUCUUGGGUGGUAAUCGAGUCUUAUCGUUUAAUCCUCAUUCAUUACUUGCUCUCAUGCCUACCACAGCCGCUGCCAUUGCUUUGCCUAGGGAUACGGAUGAAGAUCAAGUUGAGGAUUUACUUGGGGGACGAGAGAGUGUUCCGACUGUGAUACCUCUUUUGGGACGUUCUAGUAGUAAAGGGAAAUUGAAGAUUAACGGAUGGUCAGAAAGCUCAAUUUUCGUCCAUCCCCCCACACCCGAGAGAAUCCAAAGUCCAGCGACAGAAAGUGAAGACAAGAUGCUUCCCACUUCUGACAAGUCCACCGGUUCAUCUCGAUUAUUCGCUAGAUCGUCACCCCUCCCUCAUCAACAGGUUUUACCUGAAGUUCGAUCCCCUCCACGGAGCGCCCUUUCCAUGGCGACAGACUCGAUACAGUUGUCUCAACGCCGAGGUCGUCGACCACGUUUGUUCGGUUUCACUGAAUUACCAGAGACGUCUGGUAGUUCCGGCAAUAGUUCUCGUGCCAACUCACGAAACAACUCUAGAGAUAACUCACCAGAAACUAGCUCGUCCACUUUAGUCCAACCGUCCCCUAAACCCCAAACGACCGCCACCUCAUCCCCUAUCAAAGUAGUCAAACCUUCGCCAGUCUCUAAUAGCGUGAUUUCAUCCUCAGCUCCUGUUUAUUCAUCCAAUCCCACUUCCCCUCCUCAAAGAGGUCGACGAGGGUACGUCUCACCUCCAUCCACUUCGAACCCCUUACCUGCCUCGAAAUCCGAGUUCAUGGUAAGAGGACCAAGUCAAGGUGCCCUUCCUCGCCGACCCACCGUUCGCGUUCGAUCCGAAGCUGCACUCAAGACUCUUCAACAACAACCUCAACUACCCCGUCGACGUGAGAACGGUCUCAAACUUGAUUUCACCGGAAUAAUCAAAAUACCCCCUCCUGAAGAUCUUGAAUCAGCUGUCAUUUCCUCCCCCUUUUCCGCCAAGCUAAUCCGUAAGAAAUCAGGAGAGAUACUCAAACCCGCCAUCAAAUAUUCCGGUCCUCUCACUAUCAACGGUACCCCUUUACCUGAAGACGAACCGAGGGAAAGGGAAAGACCGAGAUUCGAAUCGAAAUCUUGUCCCAACACCCCUUCUUGUCCAAAAUACGUUCACUUUGACAGUCAUCUCGAACGAGUCAAGGUUUUCCGAGGAGAUCAGAAACCUCAAGUUGUCAGUCGGAAUGGUUCACCCACCGAACAUCCCACCAGUGGAGAAGAAAGCGAGUUCCCUUUCCCUUCUACGGAUGAAGAUGAAAGGGAUAAAAGAGUUCUUCAAAUACGUCUUCCUAAUUUCCCAUCUACACCUGCUCCCGACGCCGAUUUCUACCUCGAAUCUUUAUUCCUAGAUGAUGAUCGGAAAUCUCUCAAGGGAGUGGUCAUGUGUCGAAACUUUUCGUUCCAGAAAUGGGUAGCGGUGAGAUUCACAUUUGAUUUCUGGCAAACCACUUCGGAGGUGACAGCAAGUCAUAAAGAUUCCGUACGAGGAGGAACCUACGACAGAUUCUGCUUUGUCAUUAAAUUACAUGAUUUAUUGGCCAAGAUUGAAGAGAAAUCCUUGUAUAUAGCGUUACGAUAUACCACCGAUGGUCGAGAAUUAUGGGAUUCAAAUGGAGGACAAAAUUAUCAAGUGGUAUUUGAGAAAAACCUACCUGUCAAAAGUAAGAAACUCACACCUGCUAGAGGAAGCGGUAGUAUUCAACCAGGUAUGGGGAAAGCAGUAGGAGGUAGAACAUCUCAAUGGACAGUAGCUGGUGGACAAGAUGAUAGAAUGGCAGAUUUAAGAGCUAAAUUGGAAAGAAUGUCAGCCGAUGAUCCUGAUUCUCCACCUCAAUCUUCAACCGGAGCUGUUUCACGUAUAUUUUCACCUACGAAACGUCUCAAUCCACUUUCACCAGAAAUGAAUAAGAUCGGUAUGGGUUCACCAAGAUUCAAUUUUUCAUCUUUAGAACCUAAUCAACCUGGUUCACCAAGUAAUCCAAUGGGAGAAUUACCUACCACCGGACAAACUUUAGCGGCGAGAUACGAUUUUAAUUCAGCUUUUAAAUUUCAAACUAGAAGAAAUUCAAAUUCACCUUCACCAAGACCGGAUCAAUUACCAGAUGUAAGAACGGGUUUAAUAACUUUUGGAAAAUCUCCAAAUAAAAGAACAUCAAGUCCUCCUAUUUUAUCCGAAUCUGAAUCAAAAGGUAGAAUCCCAGAUGGUUUACCAAAUAUUUCUAGUGGUGAUACGUUUUUCUCACCGAGAAAUAUGUCCAGUCCUCUCUUUGAUACAGAUGAAUUUAUAAGUCCAAAACAAAUGACGAUCAAACAACUUGAGAAUCAAGAUGAUCUCGGAAUAAUACAAAGAUCAAAAGAGGAGAAAGUGCAAGAUGAAUCGAAUCAUGUCGAGGAGAAUGUUUUGGAUGAAGAAGAUGAUGAAACGGAUGAAAUGAAUGAUUCUCCUCCUGCUUUAGAACCUAGUGGUAGUGUGACGGAUACACCUAGCGAAAGUCCGAAAUCACCAGCGGAACCGAUCAUGUCACGUUGGAGUCCAACUGCUAGGAUUAGGUUUGAUAAAGGUGAAGCUGGGUUAGAUAAGACAUAUACGGAUUUGGUUGAACAAUACUGUUGGGGAGGAUCAGCAAUCACAAUGGAACCACGUCGUUCACAUUCAGCUUCAGAUCUAGAAUCAUAUUUCUCCAACCCACCUUCUCCCACCAAACCUCCAAACAAUCACAUAGGAGAUGGAACCACAACACCUAAAGGAAAACGUCCAGGAUUAUACCAUUCACAUUCAUGUUCCCACGAUGGGAUUUCCUCCACUUCUCAAUCCCCAUCAUGGAUUUCCACCAGGUCCAAUGGGAAGGUUCCUGAUGCCAAAGCUUUAGAAGGAUUGUUAUCGAGUAUGACGGAUUUGAGAGAUAGAAGGGGUAAGGCGACCGUGAGAUCUUUAGGAUCUGAGGGUAUGUUAGAUGAUGGAGUGAAAGAACCGGAUAUGGGGGUUUUGAUGAGUAUGAACAGGAGGAGUGUACAAGCUGCUUAA
This is a messenger RNA of Tremella mesenterica DSM 1558, 4053 nucleotides long. RefSeq lists its product as uncharacterized. Gene Ontology annotation, biological process: regulation of glycogen biosynthetic process. Gene Ontology annotation, cellular component: protein phosphatase type 1 complex. The transcript is spliced from 3 exons. NCBI's taxonomy places the organism in Eukaryota, Fungi, Basidiomycota, Tremellomycetes, Tremellales, Tremellaceae. Gene Ontology annotation, molecular function: protein phosphatase 1 binding; glycogen binding. The coding region runs from base 1 to 4053 and encodes 1350 amino acids. The record is from RefSeq and is a predicted model, not a curated record.